AUGUUAGUCCAUCUGGAGAAGUGGUGGAAGAGCAAGGCCCACCGCCGAAUCCGUGGUGCUCGCGGGGCGCGCUUUGCGAGCCUAAAGUUUCAUGCUAUUUAUAUCGUUACUGUGCUGGGGUUUAUCGAAUGGGUGAUGCGCUCGACAGAUGAACGGGCAGUCUAUCACAUAGCACCUCCACCGGUGCCCCCUCCGCCUCCACUUCCACACUCGGUUGGCUACGCCCUCUCUCAGGAAAUGCCGCAUCUGCGCUCGAUGGAGUUGGAGGAGAAUAUACCGUCGCACGUGCCACAGAUGCGGGGAAUUGACUACGUCUCACUUAGAAAGGAUGGUAAGUGGGUGUGA
Messenger RNA from Trypanosoma theileri, 345 nucleotides. RefSeq lists its product as uncharacterized. The record is from RefSeq and is a predicted model, not a curated record. Bases 1 to 345 code for a protein of 114 amino acids. NCBI's taxonomy places the organism in Eukaryota, Euglenozoa, Kinetoplastea, Trypanosomatida, Trypanosomatidae. The transcript has a single exon.